Molecule: messenger RNA, 1646 nt
Organism: Funneliformis mosseae
Lineage: Eukaryota; Fungi; Glomeromycota; Glomeromycetes; Glomerales; Glomeraceae
Source: the annotation of a GenBank genome assembly
AGAGGAAAGAAAUUUUGAAUGGAAUGUUGGGAGCAAAUCAAAUCGGAUUUCAGACAUACUCAUAUUCAAGGCAUUUCAUUAGUAAUUGCACGCGUGUUUUGGGUUAUGAAUCAACACCGAGUGGUGUUGAUGCUAAGGGAUCGAUAGUAUCCAUUGGUACUUUCCCUAUUGGGAUCGACUCUGAGAGAGUCGAAGCCCAAAGGAAGCAUCCUGAUGUUGCACCAAAGAUGGCAGCGAUUAGGGAAAUGUAUGCGGACAAAAAGAUUAUCGUUGGAAGAGAUAAGUUAGAUUUGGUCAAAGGCGUCCUUCAAAAAUUACACGCUUUCGAAAAGUUCUUGGAAGAUUAUCCUAAAUGGCAGGGAAAGGUUGUUUUGAUACAAGUCACUUCCCCAGCUCUCAGUGAAUCACCAAAAUUAGAAAAAAAAGUAUCAGAGGUCAUCGCUAAGAUAAAUGGCACAUACGGUUCUCUCGAGUUCACUCCUGUUCAUCAUUAUCAUAAUCAUAUGGAUCAGGAUGAAUAUUAUGCGCUCUUAAGUGUUGCAGAUCUAGGUCUCAUUACUUCUGUACGCGAUGGAAUGAACACUACAUCACUUGAAUAUAUCAUGUGUCAGCAGGAAAACCAUGGUCCACUUAUCUUGAGUGAAUUUACAGGAAUGGCUGGGUCUUUGGGAGCUGCUAUAAUGGUAAAUCCUUGGGAUUAUGAUGGAGUUGCAAAGACAAUCAAUGAUGCCUUAAGUUUGCCCGCGGAAGAGAAAAAGGCAAAGCAUAUGCAACUAUACAAACAUGUUACCGUUCAUACAGCCCAAUUCUGGGCAAAGUCUUUUACCAAAGAAUUAGUUGCUAGUCUGAAUAACCAUAAUCAAUCAAGUAUUACCCCAUAUCUCGAUAUGGACUACUUACAGAAAAAAUACAAAUCUGCCAAAAAGCGAUUAUUGCUAUUCGAUUAUGAUGGAACAUUAACACCGAUCGUGAGAACUCCAAGCGCGGCAGUUCCUCCACCUCGUAUGCUUGAGGCAUUAGAUGAACUUACUAAUGAUCCUAAUAACACUACUUGGGUUGUUUCCGGGCGUGAUUCAAUUACAUUAGAAAAUUGGCUCGGCUCCGUUAAAAAACUUGAGCACGGGAGUUUCCUUAAAAACCCAGAUGGUGAUAAAUGGAUUAAUCUGACAGAAGAUAUAGAUAUGAGCUGGAAAAAUGAUGUGUUAGAGAUCUUUACAUAUUACACUGAACGUACACAAGGAUCUUUCAUAGAACGUAAACGUUCUUCUAUUACAUGGCAUUAUCGUCAGGCAGACCCAGAGUAUGGUGCAUUUCAAGCCAAAGAGUGUCAAAAUCAUCUUGAAAAUGCAAUUCUUCCGAAAUUACCGGUCGAAAUUCUAUUAGGAAAGAAAAAUUUGGAGGUCAGACCAACAACAAUUAAUAAAGGAGAAAUUGUAAAGCGUUUAUUGGCGUCUCACCCAGAUGUAGAUUUUGUAUUCUGCGCUGGAGAUGAUAGAACUGACGAAGAUAUGUUUAGAUCAUUGAGAAAAUCAGAGCUGCCAAUCGAUAACUAUUUCUGCACAACAAUUGGUGCGGCUAAUAAGAAAACUCUAGCUGGGUGGCAUGUUUCCUCGCCUGAAGAAUUAAUUCAGGUUAUGCAAAAAAUG